CGUCGGAAAUGGCCACUGUGAGGAAAAACACACUCGAAUAGUUUCGUUAGCUCACAGAAAGCAGUUUCUGCUUCUCAGAAAGGAGAAACUGUCGUUUAACUAAGAGUUCAGAGGUUUGUGAAGCCCUAUAACCCGCAGGAAAUUAUUUGGUUAAGUGCAGACGGCUUGAAUUAGAGGGACGAGGGAAGAAUAGCCUGCUUUGAAGAGCUGUGCGACAACAGGUGAUAGCUACGGCACCGGAUGGUUUACCUGAGAGACAGAUUUGAACAUUUAUAGUUAAGAGAAGUGACUAAGGAAGACAGUUUUAUAUGGUUAUGUAAGCCUCUUCAAAUUGGAUCUUAUCUAAGUAAAGUAUGUAUGAGGGGAACAGCAGCGGGCCCAUCAGCUCUGAGGAACACUGUAAUGAUGACCCUGUGGGAGAAGCAGCUCUGCCCUCAGAACAACCAACCGAUUCAGACGGCGGAGCUUCAGGCAACAAUGUAAGAAAUUCAGAUUCCCCUAAAAGCAGGAUAGCAAGCCAGUUCCGCUCAAACCUUGAGGAGCAAAUCUUGUCAAGACAUGGCGCUCGACCCGUGUCUCCUGCCCUCAGCGCCUCCUCGCGUAGAUCCAGAUUUCAGAAACAGCUGGAGGAACGGGGCAGCAGCGCCUCCCGCAGACUAUCAGUUGAUGCGUUGGAGAAGGGCUCCCUCACCCCCGCUAUGCGAAAGAAGUAUUUGAAAGAGCUGUUUUUGAAUAAUAAAUCUGGAUUGUCAAGUAUUUUAUCAUCCCAACACAAAUCGUCAGAAGCAGAGGAGGCACCGUAUGGCGACACUUUGAACAGCGGUGCGCAAUGGGCUUUGGAUCCUAUGGAGCACGCCUGGAUGCUUUCUGUUGUGGAUGGAAAUUAUGACACUAUGCUGGAAUUUCUCGCUGAAGAUCCCAGUUUAUUGAGCAGAAAAGACUUUAUCAGUGGUUUUACAGCUCUCCACUGGUUGGCCAAAAAUGGAAAGGACGAGACGCUGAUUCAGCUUCUCAGGCAUGCAGAAAAAGAGGGGCUGUCAGUGAAUGUGAACUUGAGAGGCAGUGGAGGUCUGACGCCUCUUCAUGUGGCUGCCAUGCAUAACCAAUACAUGGUUGUGAAGGCUUUGGUUGGUGCAUUCAGUGCUAAUAUAAAUGUCUUGGACUACAGUGGGAAAAGAGCAUGGCAGUAUCUCAAAGACAAUGCACCUAGAGAAAUGAAGGAGCUUCUGGGAGCUUGGGAUGAUGAACACUCUGUAGGGUACUUGAAUGUGAAUAACAGUGCGAGUCAAGCACAGCCAGCUGAAGACCAUACACAAGAAAAUAGAGUCGAAGUGGACGGUUCAGGAGGAAUCACAAGCCAGCGAUUCUCAUCAUUUAAGAGGCUGUUAUACAACAUUGGUCUCCUUGAAAAUAUCUGAGACUUUGCCAAAAUCAUGUUUUCAGGUCAUUAUUGUUUUACAAUUACAAUUUGUUCCUUUAACAAAAUUUGUAUGGUUAAUAAUGUGGCACCUAUUAACUUGAUAACAGUGCUGUGUAUUAAAUUAAU
This is a messenger RNA of Sinocyclocheilus anshuiensis, 1546 nucleotides long. Its product is annotated as ankyrin repeat domain-containing protein SOWAHD-like. The record is from RefSeq and is a predicted model, not a curated record. NCBI's taxonomy places the organism in Eukaryota, Metazoa, Chordata, Actinopteri, Cypriniformes, Cyprinidae. Gene Ontology annotation, molecular function: protein binding. The transcript is spliced from 2 exons. Bases 354 to 1418 code for a protein of 354 amino acids.